AUGAAAAUUUGUAGCUUUUUCUUAAAAUUCUAUUUCAGUAAAGGAUUAUAAUUUUUUAAUCCAAAGAAGCAACAUCAGCAAAGGUAAAAUAAAUACAUAAAAAAAGGAAGAAAUACAUAUUCAUGUUGAUAUUCAAAUUUUUUUUUGAAAAAUUAUGCAAAAAAUUGUAAUUUCAUAUCACAAUGAUAUUAUUCUUUAGGAGAUUAUUUUUAUCUUAUAAAUUCUUCAAUUCAGUGGGAUCAUCAUUUCCUGUAACUUUUUGUAAAUUAAUAGAAUUUUUUUAUUUUUAAAAAUUCAUUUUUUCAUUUCGAACUUCAAAAUCUGGGUUUGAGAAGGCUGAUAAUUUUUUAUUUGGAGUAUAAAAAGGUGAUUAUUAUUAAUAAAUGCAAAAGAUUGUUGAUUUAUUAGAUAUUCGAGCUCUUUUUAAAAAUGAUGUAUCUAUAUCUCCUUUAUUAGGCUCCUAUUUAAUGCAAUCUAACCAAUUUUCAAAAAUGGUUGUUAGAUAUUAUUAUUUUUAGAACAAUUAAAAUCUUAUCCUUAUUUAUUUCUUCCAUUUUUCAAUUAAAACUCAAGUUUAUAUAUAUAAAAGAUGAUUUAAAUAAAUGA
Paramecium primaurelia is the source of this 606-nucleotide messenger RNA. NCBI's taxonomy places the organism in Eukaryota, Ciliophora, Oligohymenophorea, Peniculida, Parameciidae. The record is from the annotation of a GenBank genome assembly.